GAAGCACUAAACUAAGUAUAGGACUAAAAACCAAGUUUUGUCAAGUGGGUUGCUAACAGCAAUAUAUAUUGAUAAGCAGAUUAUAUUUGAUUUACUUUGUUGUACUAAGUUGAAACAGUAAGAUGUUGCACUUUAGGUUUGCAUUGGUUCUAUGUUGUGUAGUUAUCGCUAGUGGAAGUUUAAGGAUUCCACUAAAAAAAAAUGUAUCACCAAGAACAACCUUGAAGCAACUUGGUGCUCACUAUGAAGACGUUAAACUAAGGUACCGCAGUGAUAGUGUUCCUGAACCAUUAACAAAUUAUUUGGAUGCUCAGUAUUUUGGUGAUAUUACUAUUGGAACCCCACCCCAAAAAUUCACGGUUAUUUUCGAUACUGGCUCUUCCAAUCUUUGGGUACCUUCUGUGAAGUGUUUGAGUGUAGCUUGCUGGUUUCACAAACGGUAUAACGCAAAAAAAUCUUCAACUUAUAAGGAAAAUGGUACCGAGUUUGAAAUAACUUACGGCUCUGGCAGUAUGAAAGGGUUUUUGUCCAGCGAUGCAGUGUCUGUUGGUGCUGCUACUGUUAAAGAACAAACCUUUACUGAAGCUACCACAGAACCAGGUGUAGCUUUUGUUGCAGGAAAAUUCGAUGGUAUUCUAGGACUUGGGUAUCCAAGACUUUCUGUAGAUGGAGUUAAACCAAUUUUUUAUAAUAUGAUUGAUCAAAAACUAGUAGACGAACCUGUUUUUAGUUUCUAUCUCAACAGAGAUACAGAAGGUACCGUUGGUGGAGAAAUUAUUUUUGGUGGUUCUGACCCACAAUACUAUGAAGGUGAAUUGACCUACGUAAAUGUUACUAGACAAGCUUAUUGGCAAAUCAAAACUGAUAGCAUUCAAGUUGGAAGUCAGACUUUCUGUGACGGAGGAUGUCAGGCCAUUGUUGAUACAGGUACUAGUUUAUUAGCUGGACCAACAAAAGAAAUUAAAGCUCUAAACAAAGCCAUUGGAGCCGUCUCAAUUUUAGGCGGAGAAUACAUGAUUGACUGCAAGAAAAUACCAACACUACCAAAUAUCACUUUUGUUAUUGGUGGUAAUUCAUUUGAGCUAACCGGAAAAGAUUAUAUCUUGAAAGUUGACUCUGGAUUGGGCAUUAGCGAGUGCAUUUCCGGAUUUUUGGGCUUGGAUGUGCCAGAACCAGCAGGUCCCCUAUGGAUUUUGGGCGAUGUUUUUAUUGGAAAAUACUAUACUCUUUUCGAUGUUGGUAAUAAUAGAGUUGGAUUUGCGCCAUCGAAAAAUAAUUAAAUUUUAUUUUGUUAAAUAAAUUCGAAGCAUAUUGAGAGA
This is a messenger RNA of Ceutorhynchus assimilis (cabbage seed weevil), 1319 nucleotides long. Lineage: Eukaryota; Metazoa; Arthropoda; Insecta; Coleoptera; Curculionidae. The record is from the annotation of a GenBank genome assembly.